AUGGACAGUAUAGCUUGUCAAGACAAAAAACCUUGUUCUCAGGAUGAUAUGCCACUAAAAUCACAGAAAAAAUUAUUGUCAGUUACUUCUGCCGAAACUGCAAGUGAUGUUGUUGGAGAGGGACAGAAAUCAACUGAUGCCAAUUCGGCUGAGGAAUAUGAAAGGCUUGUUCUUUCUCCUCCCCCUGUCCCUCUGAAUCUUGAAGCUGCUAGUGCUGCUAUUUACGAGGCAGCUUGCCGGUCAAGCUCCAGGUCUCAAUCGAUCAGCGGUAGCACACGUUCUUUAAAAGCUCACAAACAUGAAGGAUGUACUGACUCGCAUAGUGAUCACAGUGCAAGGUCUUCAGUUCAUGAACAACAUAAACCAAGCAGCAAAGAAGUUCUACCCAUCCACGCAGAUACAAAAGUAUCAAAGUCUCCAAGCAAAUGGCGUCGUUAUCUAUGCUGUUUUCCAGAGAAAUCUCACCGUUUACCCCCUACUAAACAGAAUAAUAGCACUCCUGUAAAGCAUACACGGUCUGAAAAUUCGAAACCAGCUGGUGAUGUAAAUGUUUCUCAGUCUACUAAAGCAAAUGACUCUGUAAAUCUCCGUCCUGUUAAGGGAGCAAAAUGUAAGAAAACAAAGCGUUCUAAAAAAUCAAAAGAUUUACCAGUCAGUGGUAUUGUUGGAUAUACAAAUGAUCAGACUUCCCUUUGUCAUCCGUCCGUCGAGGAUGUGCACUUACCUGUGGAAUCAAGUUAUCAACCUGUUCUGCCCAACACAGUACUGGAUGCAUUAGGAUCAAAAUCUGAAAAUUAUGCUAAUACAACUUCUAUAUCUAAUGGUUGUAACUUCACUGAAUCUGAUGUCCACACAGAGUGUACAGUUCCGCAUACAACUGUAGUAGCAAAUGCUAACACAUCUAAAUUACACUAUUCUUUUCGACUCCCUACGUUUAAACGUCACACAAAUGAUUUGUAUGGUGUAAAAACUAUUGGAAAUAAUGAACGUCAAUGUCUAAAUGUACAGGUGAAUAACCCUUGCAAUAUUGAAUCAACACAUCAUGUAAUUCAUCAACAAAUACAACCUUUAAAUCCACCUUGGGUUGAAUGCGACCAUCCUGAUGGUGAUCGUAUUAUACCAGGUAGUUGUGCUCAUGAUCAGUAUCCGAUAAAUUAUGACAGAAAUGGUGGUCAAGGUGAUGCUUCCUCUGAGAAUCUAGAGUCAUUGUCACCUGGUAUUGAUCUGUUAGGUGAAGUAGACUCAGACUGUGUGGACAAAAAGUGUUUGGUCUUAGAUCUAGACGAGACGCUGGUGCAUAGCUCCUUUAAGUAUGUUGAAAAUGCUGAUUUUAUUGUUCCUGUGGAAAUCAAUGGUACUGUUCAACAGGUGUACGUUCGCAAAAGACCAUAUCUUGAUAAAUUUUUGAAUGCCAUUGGACCACUUUUUGAAUGCGUCAUGUUUACAGCAAGUCUCCGGAAGUACGCUGAUCCUGUAUGCGAUUAUAUUGAUGCAGCGUCAUAUUUUCGUCAUCGGUUAUUUCGUGAAGCUUGUGUUGAUCAUCAAAGUAAUCUGAUCAAAGAUUUAAGCCGUCUCGGCAGAGAUGUUGAACAGAUCUGUAUUGUUGAUAAUUCACCGAUAUCAUUUCUAUUUCAACCAAGUAAUGCAUUGCAAAUUGUUUCAUGGUUUGGUGAUACCGGAGAUCAAGCUUUAUCCGAUUUAAUACCCUAUUUGACAGGAUUAGCAAAUGCUCGAACUGUUAUCGAUUAUUUACGUGAGUUUCGACCACCACAAAAUGCAGCUAUUGCACAACCAGCCACUCCUACAUGGUUAUUACUGUUUAACAACACUCUUCCAGGUGAUGUAAAUACGUCGGAGGAUAGUGAUGGUGGAGAUGUUGACGAUGAAGAUGUCAAUGUGGAUUAUCAUGAUGAAGAUGCUGUCCUAUCGCCUCAUUAUGCUGCUGCUUUAAGUCAAAGUCGUUUCACUUGA
Messenger RNA from Trichobilharzia regenti, 1971 nucleotides. NCBI's taxonomy places the organism in Eukaryota, Metazoa, Platyhelminthes, Trematoda, Strigeidida, Schistosomatidae. The record is from the annotation of a GenBank genome assembly.